GUAUUGGAAAUAUUAUUUAUUAUAAGAAAGUAACUUAAAGCAUCACGCAAAAUUAAUUGUAGACGGAUUUUUCAUACAUAAAGUUAAACUAGUUAAUUGAUCUUCAAUCUAUUCCGAUUACAAAAAUGCAAGAUAACGAUGUCGAACGAUAUUUGAAGGAGAGUUCUAAAAGUUAUAAAGAAGCAAAAGUAAAGAAUUAUGCAAGGAGGAGCUCGCUACAGAAACGAACACUUGGUAUUGAGACUGAGAAAAGGAUUGCAGCAGCCAGUUUUAACAGGGAAGAAAAACAACUGAGAGAACAAUUGAAACAGAUGAAGAUCGAGAAAAAGAAGUAUUCAAUCAUAAACGACUUAAGAGACAGGGAACACAGUCACAGUGCUGUACCAGAGGAACCACGUGUCCAUGAAAUCAGGAUACCAACAGAGCCUUAUCCAAUCACAAUUAGACCUUUAGGUAGUCCAAAGGCUGCUAGGAAAAAUGGUAGAAGCUUUGAAGAAGAAGGUAUGAGAUAUGCCCGAAACAGAGGAAGAAGAGUUUCGAAAGAAUUUGAAGACUUACAUAUAAAUACAAAGACUGGUCAGUUAAAUAACAAACCAAUGAAUAUGGCUAAGAAGGUUAUGAAAGAUAAACUCUCUGGUGGCAUGACUCGCAGUUUAACUACAUUACCUCCUACCUCACCAAGUACUCCAAGAAAAAGAAGCUUAUCCAGAAAACAUAGCCAAAAUAGUGACGGUUCUUCUCCAUCGCAUAGUGUGUCUUCCAUUGACAAUAUUCAUUGGGUAGGAGAACUAGAAGCAACAAAAUCAAUACGCCGGAACCGGAAGACAGUUGAAGAACAGGAACUCAUUACAGAAUACAAUCGAUUAUCAAAGCAUUCUCCAUCUUGAUUAAAAAAGCUGUUGACUAUAACACAAUAAAGAAAAAAGAUAAAGAUGGGUGCAUAUAUAACUAUAAAACGGAUGGUAAAAGGCUUUAAACUGUGAUGGUAUUAAAUGUUACAAAUGAUUAUGAGAACUAUUCGCAUAAAAAUAGUGACCACUUGCAGAAGAAUUUAAUGAAAGUUUCAGCCAUAUUUUUAAGUAUAUAUGAAUUUAAAAAGUAAAAUUUGGGCAGCUUGGAUUCAUAUUCAGCGUAAGUCAACUGAACUAUAGUUCAAAAGCAGAGUUGAAUGUAAAGGGGUAUUUUCUCUAGUAUGCAACUGAACGAAAAAUCAAAAAGCUUAUAGUUUGUAUAUCCAAAGUAGUAAAAAAAAGCAUAGAACUCAAAGCAUGGCACAAUUGACUCAACUCGUUUGGUAUCUAACCUAAAAUCAUGUAUCCAUCCCCUUAUUUUUGGGAUAAUAUACUGAAUAUAUGAAAGAUUGCUAAAUAUUCUAAUGCUCGAUCAAACAUGAAUAUCGUAUUUUCUGCGCUUUUCAUUGCCCUUUUUAUUUAAGUGUGAUUCAUUUUUGCCAAAACAGUUUAAAUGCAAAGCUUUGAGAAUUAUACGAUUGUGCUAUUCAAAAAAGUCAUAUAUUAAAAGAGUUGUACAUGUAUAUCGGUGGUAGAGAUAGUAGUGAAAGUAUAAUAGUUUAAAUAAUUUUAAUGUUUCCCGGUGCUAAAACACUUGUACAAUAAUAAUGUAUGUAUAGUUGACAAUUUGAUGACAAAUUACAAAGUACAUUAACCCUUACAGAUUGAAAUCUUUAUUAAAGAAAUUGUAAUUCAUAAAACUGUCAAAAUAUACAUAUGUAUGCAUUAACAACAUACUCAACGUGGAUUGCUUUGUUAUUGAAGUACCAUUGAUAAUAUUACUUCAAGAGUUUACUUAAACUAUGAUUUAUUUGUUUUGUACUUAUUAAAUAAAUGACACAUUCUUUGAACACAA
Molecule: messenger RNA, 1866 nt
Organism: Mytilus californianus (California mussel)
Lineage: Eukaryota; Metazoa; Mollusca; Bivalvia; Mytilida; Mytilidae
Exons: 3
Coding region: 126-887 (253 amino acids)
Source: RefSeq, a predicted model, not a curated record